Messenger RNA from Planococcus citri (citrus mealybug), 1821 nucleotides. Its product is annotated as cytochrome P450 4C1-like. The record is from RefSeq and is a predicted model, not a curated record. Gene Ontology annotation, molecular function: monooxygenase activity; heme binding; oxidoreductase activity, acting on paired donors, with incorporation or reduction of molecular oxygen. The coding region runs from base 133 to 1626 and encodes 497 amino acids. NCBI's taxonomy places the organism in Eukaryota, Metazoa, Arthropoda, Insecta, Hemiptera, Pseudococcidae. The transcript is spliced from 12 exons.
AAACAUUGUAGGUGGUAUAAUAAUAUUCAACAAUUCUGCGAGUGUUUCAGUGAUACCUUUAUCAUUAGAACCUAGCUGAUUUUUGCUCCGAGGUGCAUACCUACUUAUAGGUAUAAGAUAAACAUUUUUAAAAUGAAUGUGACAGUGAUCGUUAUAUGUUUAAUCAUAAUAGUGAUUUUAUUUGAAAUUUUCGAUCGUGUUAAAAACAAAAGAAAGUACGAAUUGCUCAAACAAUUCCCAUCGUACCCGAAAUAUCCGCUCAUAGGAAAUGCACUGAUGAUUUUUGGUCCGAUGAAUGAUGUAUUAACGAGAUUUGAUAAAUUACUCGAACCCUACGAUCGCCUUGUUUUUUGGCUGUGUUCAGUUCCUGUGCUAUUUUUAAAAAAACAUGAAGAUAUCGUAACAAUAUUGAGCCAGAGUCAUCAUCGAGAUAUGCUCGGAUUAGCGACCGAAUGGAUCGGUACUGGAAUACUAAACGAAGAAUACGAAGAAUGGAAAAAAUCGAGAAGAAUCCUAGCACCGGCUUUCAGUUCAGAAAUGCUUUCAAAAUACAUGGACACCUUUAACGAACAAUCUUUAGCUUUGGUAAAUACUUUUAAAAAAGUGGCAGAUACUGGCGAAGUGAUAAAUGUUUGCGAUUACUUGACCAAGGCUAACAUCCACACCAUUAUUGAAAAUUCUAUCGGUGUUUCAAUUCAAAGUACUGGAGAAAAAGGAGAGAAAUCAGCUGAGGCGGUUUAUGCGGCAUUCCACAAUAUAGCAAUACGUAUUAUAACACCAUGGCUACAUCCAAGUUUUAUUUACAAUGUGUACCUAAAAAUUACUGGGAAGAGUGAUAUCGUUAAGCAGCUACAUUCAUUGCCAACUGAAAUCUUGAAAGACAAAGUGGCAAAAUAUCGAAAUGAAAAACAGCAAUUUGACCAUGUUGACUCUUCGAAAACAAUAAUGGAUCAGCUGAUCAAGGGAGGUUUGCAAGAGCCUAGUUUUACCGAGACACGUAUGAGAGAUGAAUUACUACAAAUAAUUGCAGCAGCAGUUGAAACUUCAUCGAUGAACGCGUGCUUUUUAAUGCUAAUGUUAGCUAUUCAUCAGGAUGUUCAACAAAAGGUAUACGAGGAAAUCACCCAACUACUAGAAAACCAUGAAAAAGUCACUCCAGAUCAUGCAUUCAAUCAUAUGAAAUAUUUAGAGCAAUGUAUUAUGGAAACAACUCGAGUGUAUACUCAAUCGGUAGCGACACUCAGACGAACACAUAAGGAAUGUGUAUUGAAAGAUGGUAAAAUCGUUCCAGAAAAUACGUUAGUUUUCUUAGCCCUUCAUUGGGUUCAUUACGAUAAAGAUUUGUAUAAAAAUCCAUUCAAAUGGGAUCCUGAAAAUUUUAACGAACAAGUGGAACAGAGUCGACCAAAAAAUAGUCUUUUGAGCUUCGGAUAUGGACCACGAUCUUGCUUAGGACAGAAAUACGCAAUGAUGACGAUCAAAACGCAAAUCGCACAUAUUUUACGAAACUAUCAUUUAUCAACCAAUAUGAAAGAAUUUGCGUAUGAUAAUUUAACGGGGGAUGUUGCGAUCAGAAGCAAAAUUGGAUACCCCAUCAAAUUUACCAGCAGACAAAAAUUGAUGUGAUAAAGUCAUUUUUAAUAAACAAGGAGUCGCGAUAGAGCCAUUUUUUGGCCCCAGACAAUUUAUCAACUCGAAUACCUAAUCUUUAAAAAUGUUGUAAUGAAUGUCCCAAAUUCGAAUUAGUGGCUCCUUAGUUAACUCAAACUGACCAUUUUUGGGCUCCAAGAGUUCCCAAAGUUGUGAAUAAAUAAAUAAUUU